This is a messenger RNA of Eucalyptus grandis, 1065 nucleotides long. Its product is annotated as SNF1-related protein kinase regulatory subunit gamma-like PV42a. Lineage: Eukaryota; Viridiplantae; Streptophyta; Magnoliopsida; Myrtales; Myrtaceae. The transcript has 3 exons. The record is from RefSeq and is a predicted model, not a curated record. Bases 76 to 1065 code for a protein of 329 amino acids.
AAGAAAGUGAAGGACAUAGUCAUCAACUCGAGGCGUCUUGUGGAGGCCCCCUACACGGCGUCGCUCGCCCACACCAUGAACGCCCUGGUGGCGAACACCGUGGUGGCGGUGCCGGUGGCAGCCCCGCCCGGCCAGUGGAUCGGCGCGGGUGGGUCCAUGAUCAUGGAGUCCGACAAGCAGACGGGCACCAUCAGGAAGCAUUACAUCGGGAUGGUAACCAUGCUCGAUAUACUCGCCCACAUUGCCGGAGAUGACCGGGUGAAUGGCGGCGGCAGUGGCGACGGGUCGUCGGAUCUCGUUCAGAAGAUGGCCGUUCCGGUGUCUAACAUCAUCGGACACUGUCUUGAGGGUCUCAGCCUCUGGACUCUAAACCCCAAUACAAGCAUCCUAGAUUGUAUGGAAGUGUUGAGCAAAGGCAUACACCGAGCCCUGGUGCCCCUAGACAGCCACAUGGAGAACCUUUCAGGGGUCGAGCUCGUGGAGUCAGCGUCGAGCUAUCGGAUGCUCACGCAGAUGGAUGUACUCAAGUUCCUGAAGGAACACAAUUCCGGGACAGCAGCCAUCCUGUCGCGCUCCGUUGAGGAGCUGGGAGCGAUAAAUAGGAAUGUCUACGCGAUAACCGAUAGGACACGAGUCAUUGAAGCCAUCAAGUGCAUGAGGGCUGCUCUGCUCAAUGCUGUCCCGAUAGUGGAGUCGGGUGCUCUUGAAGAGGAAGAUCACAGCCAACUUGUAAUUGGAAGAGGCAGGAAGCUCAUAGGCACGUUCUCGGCGACCGACUUGAGGAGGUGCCACGUUUCUGAGCAACGACCAUGGCUAUCUGCGACUGCGCUCGAGUUCACGGAGUCGAUAUCGCCGAGCCCUUUAUACUCAGCUUCUAGCGAGGGGGUUCCUCCGCGGGAGCUCGUGACUUGCAGGGACGACACCACGCUCGCCGAGGUGAUGGACAAGGCCGUGAACAAACAUGUGCAUAGAGUGUGGGUGGUGGAUCACCAGGGUUCGCUGGCCGGGCUCGUGUCCCUCACGGACAUGAUCAGAGUCCUCAGGGCUGCACUGCUGUCUGCAUAG